AAAAGAAUUUCGAUUCCUCCUCAAAAGUAUCAUAAGCAUUUCAAGCAGCAAUAGGCCAACAAUUCCAGUUCAUCACAAAUCCAUCACCCAAACCUCAAAUCGAAAAAUCAUGCAAGCUACGAAGAUUAUCAUUUUCCUCGGAGCAAUUGUCGCCAUGGCACACGCAGUACCCGUAUCUCUUCACGGAGGUAAUUUCCAGUAUGGGAAGGCUGUAAGCAACUCGAUCUCAUCCGCCGACCAACCCCCCACAUCAUCCGCCCAGAAUGCCUUCCUGAACGUCGUCAGUGGGGACAGUCUUGCCUGGUGCGGAGGCUACACGGCGCCCGAAUGCAGCAACGCCUGCUACUGGCUCGGCUACCGAUGCUAUCGAUGCACAUCCAGCUUUUGCGAAUGCUCACAAUCUGGGUGCUAAGUAAUUAAUUUGGUAUUAACCUGGUUACCUCGCAACUUUUUUUGUGCAGCUAAUAAUUACUUUUUAAACCUAUUUGUGAUAAUAAAUUUUAACCGAAAUUGAACAAUAAAAAUUUAUAUGAAAAUGAAACUGA
Folsomia candida is the source of this 545-nucleotide messenger RNA. RefSeq lists its product as uncharacterized. Lineage: Eukaryota; Metazoa; Arthropoda; Collembola; Entomobryomorpha; Isotomidae. The transcript is spliced from 2 exons. Bases 110 to 412 code for a protein of 100 amino acids. The record is from RefSeq and is a predicted model, not a curated record.